GAGGAGAAUGAGAGGACGGAUCCACCGGAAGUUACCAGGAAGAUAUACGGAAUUGACAAUCCACAAUGAUUUACAAUCAUUGAGAUCUUUCUUAAAUGAAACUACGGCUCAUUUAUUUAUAUUCACAACUUGACUGCUGAUCAAGUAAAAAAGGAUUUCAGAUAAAUUUAAGUGAUAAUCAUUACAUUUAUUUAAUGUAUUUCUUAUCUUCCAGGACCUGACCUUCUCUACGGUAACCGGAGCGGAGCUGUUACCCGGGCUGGGAGCAUAGCGCUACACACCACGUUUUAUUCCUCCUGUACAGUAUUAGAAGUGUACUUUUUUUGUCAAGUGUAGUUAUAUCGAUGUGUAUCAACUAUCCGGACGAACCCCUCGACCGCCUAACCACAACAAAUGCUUGUGUCCCGUAGCUAGAUUCGGUAUUUGCGCAUAAAAGCGCACGAUGCUGCUGAAAGCUUCUCAGCAGAAAGCUGUGCGCAGCGGGGGGCCCAUGGAGCAGUACAUGGUACAUGGAGGCAGCGUCCACCACUGGCCCGUUGUACUCCCGCAGAGAAUCCGGCUGUACACGUACGAGCAGAUCCCCCAGUUCCUGAAGGAGAACCCCUUCAUCACGGACGGUUACCGGGCACACCUCCCCUCCAAACUAUGCCUCAAGAGUAUCUUCAUGCUGUCCAACGAGACGGUGAAUAUCUGGACCCACCUUCUGGGCUUCCUGCUGUUCUUCACCCUGGGGGUCAACGACCUCGCCUACGUCCUGCCCUCGGCUGACGCCAGCCACGAGGACUACCUCAUCUACGCUGCUGGACUCUUCUGCUUCCAGGUGUGCAUGCUGUGCUCUGUGGGCUACCAUCUGUUCUCCUGUCACCGUAACGAGAGGACGUGCCGGCGCUGGCUGGCGCUGGACUACGCUGGGAUCUCUGUGGGGAUCCUGGGCUGCUACGUCCCGGGGAUAUACUACGCCUUCUUCUGCAAUACUUUCUGGAGGCAGCUCUACCUGAUGAUGAUCCUCUCCCUGAUCCUGGCCGUGUUCUGCGCCCAGGUGCAUCCCCGUUACCUUAGCAACGACUGGCGUCGCCUACGCACGGCCAUCUUCUGUGCGGUGGCGGGCGGCAGCAUCGUGCCCGCCUUCCACUGGGUGUGGCUAAACGGAGGGCUUCGCACUGACGCCGUGGAGCUGUUCCUGCCUCGUAUCAUGGUGAUGUACCUGAUCGCUGGAGCUGCGUUCCUCUUCUACGUCACCAAGGUCCCUGAGAGAUACUUCCCAGGCCAGAUGAACUACGUGGGGGCCAGCCAUCAGGUGUGGCAUGUCCUGGUGGUCCUCAUGUUCUACUGGUGGCACCAGACGGCCGUCUACAUCAUGCGUUUCAGACACAGCCAGCCGUGCCCGGGCCGUGGACACUCCACCCACUAGUCCGCCGCCAAGGGACUUUAACACAGGAGGCGGCAGGCAGCGGUGAGCUAGCAUACAGGAAGUGGCCCAACAACAUCCAAAACUUUAUAGCGGGGGACAGCAGAUUGGCUGCUAAUGGUUUGCAGCGGUAACAACUCCCACCGCAGGUUCCUGUGUUGAGUUUUGGUGAAGGUGAGGGCUACUAAGGGUUAACGGCUAACUAUGCCUUUUAAAUGUUUCGGAGAACAGUGGGGGCCGUCCACCCAGUGGUGGGUUUCUGAACUGCUGGUAGCGCUUGGUAGACAUUGGCUCUUAAGGGCUCCUCAGUUUACCACGGGGCGUGUGAGGCCUUUGGUAUGUCGCUACCUUAUAUUGACAUCCCAAGAGCGUGUGUCUUAGUGGGUGCAGUCCACAGGAUUAGCUGGUCUGGCAUCUUUCCAUGGGAACCGCCAACUUGUGAUGUCACGAUAGCGUGGGUUUGUAAAGGUCCUGUGGCGUGGUAAAAUAAGCGCCCUUUAGACAUUAACAUGAUUCUUUAUUCUGGGACCCUUGAGCCCAUACUAUAACUAUAAGAGGUUCUACUAGCAUGGUUGUGAGGAGUGUAGUACAUGUAUAUAGGGUAUAUAUCCACAUCAUAACCUCUAUUACCUGACCAACGACUCAAGGACAGUUAUCUAAUCCCGAGAGAGGGGUCUGCUUGAAUAUUUAUGGUUAUGAAGGCCCCUGUUAACAAAACAACUCUCCACCCUUUUUCUAGUUUUUAGAGAAGCAGCCACAGUUGUAUUCUAUUGAUCAUUCGAUCAGAGCAAUCAAACAAUGAAAUGAUUAUCUAGGCAUGAAUUAUUGAAGUCCCUGUGUGUGAUUUUGAGUAUACUGAAUGCUUACACUGUGUGAACAAUGUUUUGUUUUGGAUUUGUUUUGGGUCAAAACGACGUCACAAAACUAGAAUGUUUUUAAGACUCUCGGUGAACUGCCCAUUCCAGAUGUUAAAUACGCCUUAUUUUUUCUUUUACACAUAUCUGUUUUAAUUUUUCACCAUGUUUGGUGUUGAUUAGCCGUUUCAAAAUCCCCUUUAAUGAUAUCACAUACGAGCGUCCCCCCCCAGUUGGUACGGUCCACUGUGUAGGUACACUCCACUGUGAUGGUAUGGUCAACUGUGUUGGUACAGUCCACUGUGUCGGCUCUCCACUGUACAGCUUGGGGUGGGCUCCCAUUUGUGAUGUCACCAUAGGUGCGAUUUCUAAUUGGCGCUUAUUGGCUCAUCAACAUGAAGCCUGGUGGUGAAACAGGAUCCCUUUACCCGGUCACAGGUCAGCGAUCACGAGCCAAGGAGGAACAAAGUGUUGAACAAGCUAAACUUUUACUCUGAGUUAGACUGGGAUCGAGAUCCCGGCGUUUUAUUGCCGUUACUUGAAAUGUUGUGUUUUAUUUCUGUCUGUGUCGUACAGGCAUCCUGCUGGAGUAAUGUUACGGGGGUGGGGAGGGUGUGUUGUGUUCUCUGUUGAGGGGGGGGAUUUUAUGGUUGGGUUCAUGUGACUCCAGAUCUUUUCUGUUUUAAUGGUGCAAUGUUAUUUCUACAUGCAUUACUAUUAUUGUAAAAUGUGCAUUUGUUUAUUCCUGUAUCAGGUUUGCCUUGUCCACAUUAUGUUUCAGCCGUUUAGAGUGAAUUAAUGAGUGGCUUUUUGAAUCCGUCUUGCACAUGCUGGUGUUGAAUAAUGAAAUGUGGGCUUAAUGGUUUCAGCCAUUUUCCCAAAGAGCCAUUGAGAACAAAUGAAUGCUUUCCUUACUGUGAGACGCUGAGGUCCGGAGGCCUGUGACCAUGCCCGUUUGUAUUAUUUAAAUGAGCGAUGUGAAUGGGCCCAGCAGGUUAUCGGAGAAUGUGGUUAUCUUCUGGUGCCAAGAAGCAACGGUUUAUUUAGUGUUACCUUUUAAUGAUUGUUUAUUUUAAACAUUGCCUUGAGAUGCUGGGCUUUGGUUUUGUGUGUGUGUGUGUGUGUGUGUGUGUGUGUGUGUGUGUGUGUGUGUGUGUGUGUGUGUGUGUGUGUGUGUGUGUGUGUGUGUGUGUGUGUGUGUGUGUGUGUGUGUGUCCUUGCUUUGAGCACACACAACCAGUGUUUGAUUUUCCACAUGAUUAUCACGUGUUAUAUAUUUGUUUUGUUUAGUUGCGCUGUAAACUAUAUUUUAAUAUUUGGAUUGAUUGAAUAAAAAAAUAAAUCUGUAAAGCAACUUUUGUUUGUAAAGUUGCAGGGUAUUUCCAGAGUGUACUUGGCCCAGCUGUGACGCGUUACCAGAUUGGGUGCUUUCCACCGUUUAGACCCUUGUGGUCCUGGGUCUCUUGCAGGGCGUAGCCAGAGUGAUGGGCCUUCACUCAGGCCCAAAGACCAUCCAGUUCUGAUACUGUAAUGUGGAAGAGAUGUACCGUUUCUCUAUCCACUAGGGCCAUUCACUUCAUUAGUGAAACUAUACAAUCACUCAUUCACAUACAUAGUCGUUUACACACGUGUUCACUUGCUCCCACAAAUUCAAUAUUUCACAACCAUUCUUGCAUUAAUAAUAAUAAAUUAAAUUUAUAUAGUGCUUAAUAUGGUACUCUAAGACGCAUUCACUCAUUAUUUCCCAAAUGGAGGACAGUCAUUACCUUUAAAAGGAUAUUCCAUAAUAUCUGUAAAGUGGUAUUUGACUGUCUUAACUAGAUUAAACUGGUUUAAUUCUAAGUUCCUCAUUGUGUGUCCAGGAGGGGGUUUUGCUGGGAUAGCGUUAGCUCUGUUAGCCCCUUCCAUUGACCUGCAGAGUUCCAGUGGCCUAACAGCGGUUCAUGUCAGGGGAAUACCCUUUAAAUUACUUCAAAAGACUUCCAAUGUUUUUUUUAAUAGCUUCUUAUUCAAAACGAGUGCCGGUAUAACACGACAAGACUGUAGUUUGUCGGUGAACACAGAUAAUACAGCGCUGUUUUCGCUGCUGUGAUUUAUUGGAUUACCUGUGAUGUUGGCAUGCUUAAUGCUUCACAUGUUUGUAGGUUGAUUUUUACAAAAGGAGGGGAAAAGACAGCGAUAAUUGUUUAUUACAAACAACCAAUUUAUUUGGUUUAGAUUUUUUUUUACAAAUUGUGUUAGCUACAAUAGAUAUCACAGUAUUGGGACAAUUUAGAACAAUUAUAUUCUCAACUACGAAUCAAAUAAAAGCAAUUGGACAAACUUGUCAACACAUUUAGAGGAUAAAAGUACAAAUCUCGUACUUGGUGACGGUCAACUAAGUUGCAAUCUUGGUUACCAUCUUGGUGCUAAAGCUGAGUUGUGCUCCUGAAGGCUGAAUCCCCCCCACCCAGAUAGCAAUAACGGCCAAGCUUGGGUUUUCAUCAACCAAGCUCAUUAGCUCUCUAUUGAUUUUCUUUCAAGAUUUUCUCAUGAACCAUUUCAAAUACAAUAUAUUGGGGAGAAAAGCUAUUUGGGGGAAUUGCAACAAUUUAUAAAAAAAUCAAAUUAAAAAUCAUUGAAUAUGAAAUUGUCUGAGUACAACAUGGCUCUUGGCCAUCUAUUCUUCAAGUAUCAGUGUUAAGGCUGCAUGGGUCUGAUUUUACAUAAGACCACAAAAAAGCACAAACAGACAUGAACAGGAGUGCACCCUAUAGCAUUACAAAUGUUCCUACUAAAUAUUUUAACUUCGUCAAUCCGCUUAUCCGGGGUCGGGUAGCGGGGGCAGCAGCUCAAGCAGUAAGUAAGACCAAGUUAAAAUAAAUACAUGAAUAAAGAAAACAACCGAAAGUGAGGAAAUUUAAAGCUGCACGCUAACGGAAUGUUGAGUAAUUUCCUGCUCUGUUGAUUGGCUGAGCAUCCAUUGGUACCAUCCAUUGAACCAACCAAAUUUAUUAAUUUAAUAAUAAAUUCUUCCCUUAAUAAGGCAGAAGAGGGUUAAAAGGGUAAUAUGUCCAUGAAAACACGAGAAAAUUCGUUAAUGGAUUAUUGAAGUUUGGAUGCUUCAGACCAAACAAGGAUAAAAGUGAUUAAACACGUUUCUCAUUAAUCACAAAAUGAAUCUUCAUUGCCGUUUUGGCACUGCUUUAGAUGGCUUCCCUUUAUAGUCUUUGUAUCAGAAAAAGGAUCAUGUUGGGGUUUCAGGAAACUCCUGGAGUUCUUAAACUAAUUCUUGUGAGGAAUGUAAGACUUUCUAACACUGACAAAGCUUGUCGUUUCAGAGUAAACAAGCAUCCGUUUUUCCUUUCCAUUGAUCCCGGAGCCUGUGAGGUGCUUCAGGGUCCCCAGAGGCAACGGCCAAGCACAUUUGUUACGUUUGGCCGUACGGCUGCGUGAUAUGUAUAUGUCUGGUGACGUGUGAGCGGAUCGAAGAAUCUCACUUCCUGUUAUGUAUCCUUGCUUCCCAAGCCGAAUGAGCAGCCGAUUAACUUACAUGUCGAGCGUUUGACAAAUGGAACAGCGUACAAUUGAGGUAGAGGAAAAACAAUGG
Gadus chalcogrammus (walleye pollock) is the source of this 5851-nucleotide messenger RNA. Its product is annotated as progestin and adipoQ receptor family member 3-like. The transcript is spliced from 7 exons. NCBI's taxonomy places the organism in Eukaryota, Metazoa, Chordata, Actinopteri, Gadiformes, Gadidae. Gene Ontology annotation, molecular function: signaling receptor activity. Bases 443 to 1411 code for a protein of 322 amino acids. The record is from RefSeq and is a predicted model, not a curated record. Gene Ontology annotation, cellular component: membrane.